Molecule: messenger RNA, 504 nt
Organism: Staurois parvus
Lineage: Eukaryota; Metazoa; Chordata; Amphibia; Anura; Ranidae
Source: the annotation of a GenBank genome assembly
AUGAAGAACUUGGAAGAAGACCAGAUGAAGAAUUUGGAAGUAGACCAGGUGAAGAACGUGGAAGAAGACCAGGUGAAGAACUUGGAAGAAGACCAGGUGAAGAACUUGGAAGAAGACAAGGUGAAGAACUUGGAAGAAGACAAGGUGAAGAACUUGGUAGAAGACCAGGUGAAGAACUUGGUAGAAGACCAGGUGAAGAACUUGGUGGAAGACCAGGUGAAGAACUUGGUGGAAUACCAGGUGAAGAACUUGGUGGAAGACCAGGUGAAGAACUUGGUGGAAGACCAGGUGAAGAACUUGGUGGAAGACCAGGUGAAGAACUUGAAAGAAAACCAAGUGAAGAACUUGGUAGAAGACCAGGUGAAGAACUUGGUAGAAGACCAGGUGAAGAACUUGGAAGAAGACCAGGUGAAGAACUUGGAAAAAGACCAGGUGAAGAACUUGGAAGAAGACCAGGUGAAGAACGUGGAAGAAGACCAGGUGAAGUACGUAGAAGAAGACUAG